CUUGAUCAGUUUCUCUUUCACUCAUUUCUUAUCAUCUUUAUGAAGCAUUUAUUUUAUAUAUGGAUUAAUAUAUUUUUUUAUAGGCAAAUAUAUGUAUAUAUAUAUAAUGAUAAAUAAUAAACUGCUGUAACUACUUUAUUUUUUGUUUGCCUUGGGUGCUUUGGUGUGCCUUUUCGCGCUUGUUGCUAAUAUAUAUAUAUAUAGGCAAAAAUAUAUAUUAGCAACAAGCAUGAAAAGGCACACCAAAGCACCGAGGGCAAACAAAAAAUAAAGGUAGUUACAACAGUUUAUUAUUCAUCAUUAUAUUCAUUCCCAUUAUCUUUUCUUGAACUCCAAAUUUAGAUUCAUAUUGUUACUACUAUUUUUAUAUAGAUUCAAGCAUUUUUUAUUCUCUGAAGUUUGACGAGUAUUUAUUAUGAUGUAUUAUCCAGUAAUCACCUUGAAACUCUGUUUUUCCUUGAAUGGUUUUAACUUCUUAAUUAUCAAAGUAAUGUCAAUGUUUAAACUCUUUGCCUAAAUAACCUGAUUCAGGAGUUAUUUCCUCACAUUGUGUUUUGGUGUAUAUAUUUCUUAAAUUCCCAUUAAAUCUUUAUGACUCCCAGGCUUCUGUGGUUUAAACCGAAAAUGGAGCUGGCCUGUCAUGUACCUAUGCAUAUCUUAAUGGCUCUUUUGGUAUAGUUAGUUUUUUCCUGACAAGAACCUGGAAGUGAUAUCAUCAUAGGUGUUUAUUCUUGAUAAUAUUUGUUCAUAAAAAAGGAAGGGCUCAAAAACGAGCCCAUAUAUUCACCCUUGGUAUAUGAAAAUAAGAGUUGCCAGCUUGAACAGUUACAGAUUGAACUUAGAGAACAAAGCUGGAUAAGAGUAGCAAAGGGUUUCUGUGGUUCAUCAUAAUUUUUGGGUAUUUUAUAACAGUUGUUUAUCAUUAUAUAACCUAAUCAUCCAGUAAAUCACGACAAAACACUGUUUUCGCAUGAAUCUUUUUAUCUUCUCAAAAUGAUUGAAAUAAGCCAGGGUUUAAACAUUUUUCCCUAUUAUAAUUGGUUUGGUUGAAGACUUAUUUUGUUUUAUUUGUUUAUUUAUUUAUUUAUUAUUAUUAUUAUUGUUUUUUAUUUCAGGAGUAAUUUCUGUGUGUUGUGUUUUGGUGUAAUUUUUUCUUAAAUUUCCAUUAAAUCUCUAUGGCUCCCAGGCUUUUGUGGUUUAAACUAACAAUGGAUUUAACCUGCCAUGUACCUUUGCAUGUCUUAUUGCUAUUCUGUUUUAUGUACUUAUUUUGUCAUAACAAGAUCCUGGAAGUAAUUAUAAUAUAUAGGUUUUUUGUUUUUGAUAAUAUUUGUUGAUAAAGAAGGAAGAGUCUCACGAAGCAGCCAUAUACACCCUUGGUAUAUAAUAGUAGUAGCUGUCUACUUGAACAGGUGCAGAUAAAAAAUUACAGGACCCAAAACUGGAACCUAUGAAAAAAGGCCCAAAACUGGAUAAGAGUGACAAAGGGCAUCUGUGGUUGAUUAUAAGUGUCAGGGAGUCUAUUGCAGAUGCUAGAAAGCAAAGAGAUCAAAGUUAAUUUGUUCCAUAAACUUUUUUUCCCUCUUUAUUUGGUAAGACAGGCUGAUAUGGAUUUUGGCAUCUUUGGCCAGGUAUCUUAGUGAGUAGGAACUGUAUAUGAUAUAUAUUUAACCUAAAGUAGGUGUGAUGGGGGAAAGCCUUUUAAAGUUUAUUCAAGGAAGAAAGGGAAGACCUAAGUAAACUUUAAGUAGGAUUAAUAUUAAUUAGAAUUGAAUUGGGAUUGAUAUUUUUUGGAGUCUAAUUUGGAUUAGUUAAUUGAGUUAUAAUAUAAUUAAAAUUUGAGUCAUGAUAGGUUAUUAGAGUCCUAAUAGACUUUGGAUGUUAUAAUUAGAAUUAGAAUCAUAAUAGGUUAUUAGAGUCCUAGUAGAUUUUGGAUUUCUUAGAAUAAAUGUAAAUCAAAGGAAUGAAUUGAUGAAUAAUAUUAUAUUUUCUUUCAUUGCAAGGUUGCAACCCUCAAUGGUGAGACUCCAUUGAUUUUCUUCUAAGUGAGACUCCUAGAAGGCCUUAGUGAGACUCUAAGGUUUUUUCAUCUUUUCUUCAUUGUUUCUUCUUUCUCUUUAUUUCUUAUAUUAUAAUUUUCUCUAUCAUAAAAUUUAUUCUUUGUUCCUCUCCUUACACCCUAAAAAAUAAAACCCUAGUCCAACUACCUUUGAGUGUAGGCAACCAUCCUAGGGUUGUCCUACAUCAAUUUUGAUAUCAGAGCCAAAGUUCUUGGCUUGAAGACAUAUGCAAUUAAGGAGCAAAGCAACUUAUGCAAGCAUGAGUUCCAAAAAAACUUCUAGCAAUCAAGAUGUCGCUACAAUACGCUUGGAGGAAAUUUCAGCCACACAACAAUCCCAUCAAGAUGCUAUAAUACAACUAAAUAGCAAACUUGAUGAGAUCAUGAAGUUAUUAGAAAAGAGUCAAGAAAAACGACCAAUUGAAAAGGAGAUUGCAAGUCAUCAAUUUAGACAAUUGCCAAGUCGAUCACGCGAAGAACAAGACAAUUUUAUGAUGGGGACUCAAAGAAGGGCCAAACUUUUUGAGCUAGAUGAUGAUGUGACUAAAAAGGUACGUCUUGAAGUUGCUGAAUUUUAUGGAAAACUAAAUCCAACAGCUUUUCUUGAUUGGAUUAUGUCAAUGGAAGAUUACUUUGAUUGGUAUGCAAUGCCCGAAAAUAGAAAAGUUCGUUUUGUGAAGGCAAAGUUGAAAGGAGCAACACGUUUAUGGUGGCAUAAUAUUGAGAAUCAAGUUCAUAGAACUGGCCAACCACCUAUUAACACAUGGGACGAGAUGAAGGAUCACUUUCUCCCAACUGAUUAUGAACAACUUAUGUAUACAAAAUUGUUUUCCCUUAAACAAGGUACCAAGUCUGUUGAAGAAUAUACAGAAGAAUUCCAUGAAUUGAGCAUUCAAAAUCAAGUGCAGGAAAGUGAUGCUCAACUUGCAGCCCGCUACAAAGUUGGACUCCGAAUGGAGAUUCAAUUUGAGAUGAUAGUUGCACACACUUAUACCGUAGGUGAUGUUUAUCAACUAGCCCUCAAAAUAGAAGACCUCAAAUUUCAGGUUUCCAGGCGUCCAAGUUCACAAAUUGGGAGCACUUUCUCCAACAGGACAACAAGCAAACCUUUAAGCACAUCAAACUUCAGAACUUCUAAUCAUGUGAAUGGUGGGGGCAACACUCAACAAACUUCGAAUGUGGCUCAUAAGUAUGGUAAUAAGGGUAAAACUUCAAUGAGUAUUGAAGAUAGAAAAGUAGACGUGGCUCCUUUAUGCUUUGUGUGGUGGGCAUGGUCAUUAUGCCGUUGUAUGCCCAACCAAUGGCUUACACUUUUGUGUUGAAGAACCAGAAUCUGAAUUGGAGAGUUACCCAAAGGAAGAAGAGACCUACAAUGAAGAUGAAGUUAGUGAAGAAUGUGACUACUAUGAUGGUAUGACGGAAGGGUAUAGUCUUGUAGUACGACCUUUAUUGGUUGUCCCAAAGGUAAAAGGAGAAGAAGAUUGGCGACGUACUAGCAUUUUCCAAACACAUAUUUCUUGCCAAGGGAGAUUAUGCACCAUGAUCACUGAUGGAGGUAGCAGUUUGAAUAUAGCUUCGCAAGAACUUGUUGAGAAGCUAAACCUUAAAACAGAGUGACAUCCACAUCCAUUUAGAGUAGCAUGGGUUAAUGACACCUCCAUCCCGAUAAGCUUUUGUUGCUUAGUAACAUUCUUUUUUGGUAAGGACUUUGAAGAGUCUGUAUGGUGUGAGGUCUUACCCAUAAAAGUAAGUCAUAUUUUACUUAGAAGACCUUGGCUUUUUGAUAGAAGAGUUCAAUAUGACGGCUAUGAAAAUACAUAUGCUCUCAUACACAAUGGAUGUAAGAAGAUCCUUUGUCCAAUGAAAGAAGUCCCUCCAAUUAAGAAGUCAGAGGAAGAGGCACAACCAAAAAAUGUACUUACUAUGUGUCAAUUUGAAAAUGAGAGUAAGGAAACUAAAGUUAUUUUUGCUUUAAUGGCUCGGAAAGUGGAAGAAUUUAAAGAAAAAGAUAAGGAAUAUCCAGCAAACGUACGUAAAAUCCUUGAUGACUUUUUUGAUUUGUGGCCUACAGAGUUACUUAAUCAACUCUUUCCUCUACGUGACGUACAACAUGCCAUUGAUUUGAUUCCCGGUGCAUCAUUACCAAAUUUACCAACCUACAGAAUGAAUCCAACAAAGCAUGCUGAAUUGAAAAGGCAAGUUGAUGAAUUACUUACUAAAGGCUUUAUUCGUGAAAGCCUAAGUCCUUGUGGAGUUCCUGCCCUACUAACGCCAAAGAAGGAUGGAUCAUGUCAGAUGUGUGUGGAUAGUCGUGCAAUCAACAAAAUCACAAUCAAGUAUCGAUUUCCAAUUCUAAGACUUGAUGACAUGCUAGAUAUGAUGGUUGGAUCAAUAAUCUUCUCAAAGAUUGAUCUAAGAAGUGGAUAUCAUCAAAUACGUAUUAGACCAAGGGAUGAAUGGAAGACAUCUUUCAAAACUAAGGAUGGAUUGUAUGAGUGGUUAGUCAUGCCGUUUGGACUAACCAAUGCUCUAAGUACCUUCAUGCGGGUUAUGAUGUAGGUAUUGAAACCUUUUAUUGGACGGUUUGUUGUUGUCUAUUUUGAUGAUAUACUUAUCUAUAGUCGAUUUUGUGAAGAUCAUGAGGAACACUUAAAGCAAGUAAUGUGCACUCUUAGGGCUGAAAUUUUACAUUAAUUUGAAAAUAUGUACUUUCAUGAGCCCUAGUGUUGUAUUUCUUGGCUUUGUUGUGUCUUUUAAGGGUGUUGAAACAGAUCCAGAGAAGAUCAAAGAUAUUGUUGAUUGGCCAGUACCAACAAAUAUCCAUGAGGUGCGAAGCUUCCAUGGAAUGGCUACAUUCUAUCGAUGAUUUAUUCGAAAUUUCAGCUCUAUUAUGACCCCAAUUACUGAAUGCAUGAAACCUGGUUUAUUUAUUUGGACCAAGGCGGCCAACAAGGCAUUUGAAGAAAUCAAAUCCAAGAUGGUAAACCCUUCUAUCCUACGUCUACCAGACUUUGAGAAAGUAUUUGAGGUGGCUUGUGAUGCUUCCCAUGUGGGAAUUGGAGCAGUUCUUAGCCAAGAGGGACAUUUUUUUUUAGUGAGAAGCUCAAUGGGGCAAAGAAAAAAUACUCCACAUAUGAUCUUGAAUUCUAUGUGAUGGUGCAAGCAAUUAGGCAUUGACAACAUUAUCUCAGUUACAAGGAAUUUGUUUUGUAUUCGGAUCAUGAAGCCUUGCGAUAUCUUAAUUCUCAAAAGAAGCUUAACUCUCGACAUGCAAAAUGAAGUAGUUUUCUUCAGCUGUUUACCUUUAAUUUAAAGCAUUUGUGCAGGAAUUGAAAAUAAAGUAGUCGAUGCCCUUAGUAGGAAAGCCCUUCUCUUAGUAAACAUGUCAACCACUACAAUUGGAUUCGAAGAAUUAAAGCAUUGCUAUGACAAUGAUGCUGAUUUUGGAGAUGUUUAUUCCUCGCUUUUGAGUGGUUCAAAAGCAACACGUAUUGAUUUCCAGAUUUUAGAAGGGUACUUGUUUUAUAAAAAUCAUUUAUGCUUACCAAGGACUUCCCUAUGUGAUCAUGUCAUAUGGGAACUUCAUGGAGGUGGAAUGGGUGGACAUUUUGGACGAGAUAAGACCAUUGCUUUGGUGGAAGAUCGCUUCUUUUGGCCUAGUUUAAAGAAGGAUGUUUGGAAGGUUAUCAAACAAUGUCGAGCAUGUCAAGUAGGAAAAGGUUCAAAGCAAAAUACAGGGUUAUAUACACCGUUACCAAUUCCAUCCAAACCUUGGGAAGACUUGAGCAUGGAUUUUGUACUUGGAUUACCAAUGACACAAUGGGGUUUUAAUUCUAUAUUUGUUGUGGUUGACAGAUUUUCCAAAAUGACACAUUUUAUCCCACGUAAGAAGGCUUCGGAUGCUUCUUAUGUUGCUGCCUUGUUCUUUAAAGAAGUAGUUCGAUUGCAUGGAUUACCACAAUCCAUUGUUUCUGAUCGCGAUGUCAAGUUUAUGAGCUAUUUUUGGAAAACCUUGUGGGCCAAGCUAGGUACUCAAUUAAAGUUUUAAAGUUCUUUUCAUCCUCAAACUGAUGGACAAACAAAAGUUGUCAAUCAUAGCCUUGGUAAUCUUUUGAGAUGCAUUGUGAGAGAUCAGUUGAGAAACUGGGACAAUGUCUUACCACAAGCCGAAUUUGCUUUCAAUAGCUCCACUAAUCAUACUACCGGGUACUCACCUUUUGAAGUGGUAUAUGGGUUGAAACCUAAGCAACCUAUUGAUCUUAUACCAUUGCCUACUUCUGUCCGCACUAGCCAAGAUAGUAAUGCAUUUGCACGUCAUAUACGAGAUAUACAUGAAAAGGUAUGAGAAAAAAUCAAAAUCAACAAUGAGAACUAUAAAGAGGCAGCAGAUGCACAUUGAAGAUAUAUUCAGUUUCAAGAAGGUGAUCUAGUGAUGGUUCGUCUAUGACUAGAAAGAUUUCAUCCGAGCACAUAUCAAAAGCUUCAAGCUAAGAAAAUGGGUCCAUUUCGGGUACUAAAGCGGUUGGGUGAGAAUGCUUAUUUGUUAGAGCUCCCUUCAGACUUGCAUUUUAGUCCAAUAUUUAAUGUGGAAGAUUUGUUUAUCUCCCAUGGCCAUCACAACAAUAUAAGUGAAGAGUUGGAUCAUCAAUUACCACCUACUCUUAGCCCACAUCCUGAGAUCGAGUAUGUUCUUGAUGAUCAACUUGUGUCUAUUCGACAAGGUGGAUACCAAAUUUUUUUGGUGAAAUGGCGAGGCAAACCACACAUUGAGAAUACAUGGAUUACGACAAUGGAUUUUCAGAAGUUUACCCCGAUCUUUAUGAAUUGUAUCAAGCAUCUAACUCGUCGGGGCCGAGUUCUUUCAAGCCGGGGGGAAUUGAUGGGGGAAAGCCUUUUAAAGUUUAUUCAAGGAAGAAAGGGAAGACCUAAGUAAACUUUAAGUAAGAUUAGUAUUAAUUAGAAUUGAAUUGAGAUUGGUAUUUGUUAGAGUCUAAUUAGGAUUAGCUAGUUGAGUUAUAAUAUAAUUAGAAUUUGAGUCAUGAUAGGUUAUUAGAGUCUUAGUAGACUUUAGAUGUUAUAAUUAUAAUUAGAAUCAUAAUAGGUUAGUAGAGUCCUAGUAGACUUUGGAUUUCUUAGAUAAGCCUAUAAAUAGGCUAAUCAAUGUAAAUCAAAGGAAUGAAUUGAUGAAUCUAUUUUAUGUCUCUCUUUGUGAUCCCAAGAAGAGUGAGACUUAGAUUGGAGAAAAUUCAAAGGGAGUUUUUGUGGGGAGACUUGGAGGAGAGAAGGAAGAUCCACUUGGUAAGUUGGGCAGUUAUUUGCAAAGAUAAGAGGCAUGGAGGGUUGGGGCUAAGGAAUUUGAAGGACUUCAAUCAUGCUUUGCUUGGAAAAUGGCUUUGGAGAUUUCCUUUAGAAAGGGAGAGUUUUUGGAGGAAAGUCAUUGUAGGUAAAUUUGGAGAGGAGGAAGGGGGUUGGACCACUAGAGAGGUAAGGGAGCCUUAUGGGAUGAGCCUUUGGAAAGACAUUAGAAAGGGGUGGGAGGAGUUCUAUCUUAGAACUAGUAUUCGUAUUGGAAAUGGGAGGCGCACUAAAUUUUGGUGGGACUUUUAGGUAGGAGAUUCUAAGCUGAAGGAUCUCUUCCCUUUGCUGUACAGAAUUGCAACCCAUAAUUCUGCUGUAGUGGCUGAUCUUUGGGGGAGACAAGGAGGUGGUGGAGGGGGUUGAGAGGUGCAAUUUAGAAGAUCCUUUCAAGAUUGGGAAUUGGAGGAGGUGAAUCGUUUGUUGAAUCACAUUUCUGCAAUAAAGGUUCAAGAAGGGGAGGAUUCUUUAGUUUGGAAGAUAGAGAGGAAAGGAAAAUUUAUUGUUAAAUCUUAUUAUAGGUCUUUAAAAGCGGAGAACAACCCCUUAUUUCCAGCAAAGGAGGUUUGGGGUUCAUAUGCCCCUUUGAGAACCCGUUUUUUUGCUUGGGAAGCAGUUUGGGGUAAAAUUUCUACAGUUGAUAUGUUAAUGAGGAGGGGUUGGUCUAUGGUUAAUAGAUGUAAUCUCUGUAAAGAGAAUGAGGAAUCGGCGGAUCACAUUCUAAUUCAUUGUGGUAAGACAAGGAAGCUUUGGACUUUGUUGCUUUAUUCCUUUGGGGUGGUGUGGGUGUUCCCGGAAUCAGUGAGAAAUUUGCUUCUUGAAUGGAAAAUUAAGGGCCUAGGGAAGAAAAGGAGUAUAGUUUGGAGAAUGACACCUAUUUGUCUGUUUUGGUGUAUUUGGGGAGAGCGAAAUCGAAGAUUGUUCAAAGGGGAAGAGAUGUUAGAUAUGAGUUUGAGGAACCUCUUUCUUCGAUCUCUUCUUGAGUGGUCUCAACAACUUAUGGACUUGGACUAUCUCUUUUUUUUGAACUUGUUGGGUAAUUGGGGUGUUGGUUAACUUUGUUCUUUCUAGGUUUUUUCUCUCCUUUGUUGUCUAGGGUUUGGCUUUCUUUGUAUACUGCCUGUGUACAUAGGGAACGCCCCCUGUUUUGGCGUUUUUUAUUUAAUUUUGUCUCUUUGUCUUUAAAAAAAAAAAAAGAAUAACAUUAAAUUUUCUUUUAUUGCAAGGUUGCAACCCUCAAUGGUGAGACUCCAUUGAUUUUCUUCUAGAUGAGACUCCUAGAAGGCCUUAGUGAGACUCUAAGGUUUUUCCAUCUUUUCUUCAUUGUUUCUUCUUUCUCUCUAUUUCUUAUCUUAUAAUUUUCUUUGCCAUAAAAUUUAUUCUUUGUUCCUCUCCUUACACCCUAAAAAAUAAAACCUUAGUCCACCUACCCUUGAGUGUAGGCAACCAUCCUAGGGUUGUCCUACAUCAAGGUGCCUGAAGUAGACUGGUGUGCCUCAUACUAUUCUGACAUAAGUGAACAUCAAGUCAAGGAAUUAAUACACCUUGCCCUUUUAAGGGUGUGCUGGAUAAUGGGCCUCACUCAAGUUACAAGCCUGAUGUCCAUAAUGUGUUAUUCCUCUCAUAUACCUUAAUUACAUUUACUCUCAUUAAUAGCAAUGGUGAUGGCUCACAAUCCAGGCAGGAUAACAAUGUAUUUAAUCUUAUCCUCGUUACUAAUAAUCUUUUUGCUGAUAUUAAGUCAUGUGUCUUGCUUGAGAUGUGUUUUAGGACUAGACCUUCUUUCUUGCAUAAUAAUACUUGAAAGUUUUUGUGUUUCAACAUUGUUUACUUUUCCAUGUUGCUAGCUUUUUCUAUCUCAUUUGCAAAUUGGAGGAAACAGCACAUGAUUUAUUUUUAAAUGAUCUACAGCUUCCAUUUAGAACAGCCCUGCAAAGAAAUCUUGCUGAUACUCAUUCUUGUUUUUAUUGGACAGGUUUCUGCUGAUCAGAAAACAAGGUUAUUGAUGUCGACAGGUAGAUUGAAUCAGUCCGGUGACCGAAUUAAGGAGAGUAGAAGAACAAUGCUUGAAACA
Molecule: messenger RNA, 9488 nt
Organism: Vitis vinifera (wine grape)
Lineage: Eukaryota; Viridiplantae; Streptophyta; Magnoliopsida; Vitales; Vitaceae
Exons: 1
Coding region: 2287-3381 (364 amino acids)
Source: RefSeq, a predicted model, not a curated record